Molecule: messenger RNA, 2138 nt
Organism: Schistocerca nitens (vagrant locust)
Lineage: Eukaryota; Metazoa; Arthropoda; Insecta; Orthoptera; Acrididae
Product: UTP--glucose-1-phosphate uridylyltransferase-like
Exons: 11
Coding region: 235-1824 (529 amino acids)
Biological process (GO): glycogen metabolic process; UDP-alpha-D-glucose metabolic process
Cellular component (GO): cytoplasm
Molecular function (GO): UTP:glucose-1-phosphate uridylyltransferase activity
Source: RefSeq, a predicted model, not a curated record
UGGUGCUUUCCGGCUCCAGUGCGUCUCCAGACGCAAGGCCGGUGGAUUUAAAAAGCUGUUGCCCCUGUGAAACGACCACACGUUACUUCCAUUCGCGCAACGCGACGAGUUAUAAACAAAUUUAUACAUUCGCAACAGUUGAAACACCUGUACCUGUAAUUGUUUCACUUUUCAUAAGUGAAACAAUAAGCACUGCACCUGCAAUUGUUUAAUUACAGUGACAUACGACACACCAUGGUCUUACACCCAGAGGCAACAAAUGGAUGGAACUCAGUUAAUACAUUGCCAUCAACAGUAACAGAUAAUGUCAUACUCUGCAAGGUGCGUGGUCACCAGAGAGCUCCCUCAGGCUCUCGUGAGUUCAAGGAAAUGACGAAACGAGAUGCUCUCACUCAACUUCAGAGUGAAUUUGAGAAGCUCCUCGGCACUGCCCCUGAAGCCAAGAGAGCAGGCAUAAGCAAGCAGUUCAGUGGGUUUGAGAAGCUUUUUGAAAGAUUUCUCAGUGAAGAGGGCCCUUCAAUCGACUGGAAUAGAAUUGAAAAGCUGCCAGAAGAUGCGGUUAGAGACUACAGCACACUAUCUCAGCCAUCAACCGAUGUUGUCCACGAUAUGCUGGGUAAAUUGGUUGUCGUCAAACUGAAUGGUGGGCUUGGUACUUCAAUGGGUUGCCAUGGACCAAAAUCUGUGAUUCCAGUAAGAAGUGACCUGACAUUUCUUGACCUGACUGUACAGCAGAUAGAGCAUCUCAACAAAACAUACAAGGCCAAUGUUCCUCUAGUUCUCAUGAAUUCCUUCAACACUGAUGAAGAUACUCUGAAAAUAAUUAGAAAAUACAAAGGCUUACAAAUUGAAAUCUAUACAUUCAAUCAGAGUUGUUUCCCUCGGAUUAACAGGGACUCUCUACUACCAGUUGCAAAAAACUGUGAUGUAGAAGUGGACAUUGAGGCGUGGUAUCCACCUGGACAUGGAGACUUUUAUGAAAGUUUUAAAAACUCAGGUCUCUUAAAAAAAUUUAUUGAACAGGGUCGGGAGUACUGUUUUGUUUCAAAUAUUGACAACCUCGGAGCAACAGUAGACCUCAAUAUAUUGAAUCUUCUCCUUCAUCCAACUAAGAAGACUCCAGAGUUUGUUAUGGAAGUAACAGACAAAACAAAAGCUGAUGUUAAGGGUGGUACACUGAUCCAAUAUGAAGACAAACUGCGUCUACUUGAAAUUGCUCAGGUGCCAAAGGAGCAUGUAGAUGACUUUAAGUCUGUUAAGACUUUCAAGUUCUUUAACACAAACAAUCUUUGGAUCAAACUUGAUGCUAUUGACCGAGUCGUGGAGGAAAAGACAUUAAAUAUGGAAAUUAUAGUAAAUCACAAAACUCUAGAUAAUGGUUUAAAUGUGAUACAGCUUGAAACAGCUGUGGGAGCAGCUAUGAAGUGCUUCGAUGGUGGUUUAGGGAUAAAUGUGCCCAGAAGUCGUUUCCUGCCUGUGAAGAAAACAUCAGAUUUGUUGCUUGUUAUGAGUAAUCUGUACAGCUUAAAUCAUGGGUCACUUGUGAUGAGUCCACAACGGAUGUUUCCAACAACUCCACUUGUGAAACUUGGGGAAAAUCAUUUUGCAAAGGUUAAAGAAUUUCUUUCAAGAUUUGCCAACAUUCCAGACUUAAUUGAACUGGACCAUUUGACAGUCUCUGGAGAUGUUACUUUCGGAAGAGGAGUUUCUCUGAAGGGCACUGUCAUCAUCAUUGCAAACCAUGGUGAUAGGAUUGAUAUCCCAUCAGGAGCUUUACUUGAAAAUAAAAUUGUAUCAGGAAAUAUGAGAAUUUUAGAUCACUAGAUGGAGAUAUAUGUACCUAGAAACAUGUAUUAGACUCAUUUAAUAAUUGUUAAAAUGUGAGAGAAUUUAAAGUGGCUGAAGUAUGCAUGAUGUAUGUAAAUUAAAGUGUGUGUGUGCGUGUGUGUGUGUGGCUUAAAUUGUUGUCUUAGUAUGCUUUCCAAGCACAUACAAAUCUGCUGUUAGUUCAGUAACAGUAAAAUAAUUGCUAUAUUGUGUUACAGUAUUUCAUGAUAUAUACAUAAUUUUGAAUAUUUGUUGUUUUGUUGUUUAUAAAUGAAGACCAAAAUAAAAAUAAGGGCAUUAUUUUAUUAAAA